Strigops habroptila (Kakapo) is the source of this 3063-nucleotide messenger RNA. It is a transcript of the gene MARS1, whose product is annotated as methionyl-tRNA synthetase 1. Gene Ontology annotation, molecular function: methionine-tRNA ligase activity; ATP binding. The record is from RefSeq and is a predicted model, not a curated record. The transcript is spliced from 20 exons. Gene Ontology annotation, biological process: methionyl-tRNA aminoacylation. Gene Ontology annotation, cellular component: cytosol; aminoacyl-tRNA synthetase multienzyme complex. Bases 43 to 2964 code for a protein of 973 amino acids. NCBI's taxonomy places the organism in Eukaryota, Metazoa, Chordata, Aves, Psittaciformes, Psittacidae.
GGCACCGCGCGGUCGCGGCGCUCCCCGCACGCGCGCGCGGCCAUGCAGUUGCGGGUCCCGGUGCGCGGCCCCGCGGCGCUGAAGGUGCUGGCGGCCGCCGGCGCCGCCGCCGCCCCGGUGCAGCUCGUGUGGGGCGGACCCAGCGAGCCGCCGCGGGCCCCGCUGAGGCCCCCGUGGGCGCCGGCGCUGGAGCUGGACAGCGGCACCGUCCUCUUCUCCCCCAACGCCAUCUGCCAGUUCUUCUUCCUGACCCGCGGGGACGAGCCCACCGACCUCAGCAACCAGUGGCUGGAGUGGGAGGCGACCGAGCUGCAGCCCGCGGCCACCGCCGCGCUCUACGCUCGGCUGGUGCUCGGCAGGACGGCGCUGGAGGCGGCGCAGGGCCUGGGGAAGCUGCUGACCCACAUCGAGCAGAGCUUGGCCAGGAGAGGCGCUGCCUUCCUUGCUGGGGACACCCCGUCAGUGGCUGAUGUGGUUGUGUGGGGCACCUUGUUCCCCAUCCUCCAGGAUGAGAACAGCUUGCCAAGUGAGCUGCAGGCACUGAGGACCUGGUUCCAGAGCAUGACGCUCUUGGAGGCUUGCAGGGAUGCUGCCGACUCUGUCCUGAUGCCCAAGGCGCUGCUGGAGUUCAAGUCCUACCUGCAGAAGCAGCCUCCACCCUGCCUGGCCAUGCAGAGAGCCACCAGUAACGAGCCCGAGGAGGAAGAAGGUUCCGAGCGUGCCCUGACAGAGGAGGAGAUCGCAGCUGCUGCGGACGCCUGGGCCCGUGGUGCUGCGGCGCUGCCCAAGCCCUGGCAGCCUCAGAAACCUGUGCUGCCUGUGGAGGGCAUGAGGAACGUCCUGAUCACCAGCGCCCUGCCCUAUGUGAACAACGUGCCCCACCUUGGCAACAUCAUUGGCUGCGUCCUCAGCGCUGACACCUUUGCCAGGUACUGCCGCCUGCGGAACUGGAACACGCUCUAUGUGUGCGGCACGGACGAGUACGGCACCGCCACCGAGACCAAGGCAGUGGAAGAGGGGCUGACGCCGCAGGAGAUCUGCAAUAAGUACCACACCAUCCACGCCGACAUCUACCGCUGGUUUGACAUCUCCUUCGACUGUUUCGGCCGCACCACCACACCGAGCCAGACCACGAUUGCCCAGGACAUCUUCCAGCGCCUGCUGGCGCGUGGGUUCCUGCUGCAGGACACGGUGGAGCAGCUGCGGUGCGAGGGCUGCCAGCGGUUCCUGGCCGACCGCUUCGUGGAGGGCACUUGCCCCUUCUGCAGCUACGAGGAGGCCCGCGGGGACCAGUGUGAUAAGUGUGGCAAACUCAUCAAUGCUGUGGAGCUGAAGAACCCGCAGUGCAAACUCUGCAGGGGUGUCCCCACAGUGAAGCCCACUCAGCACCUCUUCCUGGACCUCCCCAAGGUGAGCCUCAUCCCUGGGGGAGUGCAGAGGGGCUGGGGCACCCCUGGUACCACUGCCCACCCCUGUGUGCUCCCCCAACCCAGCUGGAGGAGCGGCUGGAGGCCUGGCUGGAGCAGUCCUGGGCCACAGGCGACUGGACGGCCAAUGCUCGCUACAUCACCCGCUCCUGGAUCCGGGAUGGGCUCAAACCGCGCUGCAUCACUCGCGACCUCAAGUGGGGCACACCGGUGCCCCUCGAUGGCUUCCGUGACAAGGUGGCUCCAGCCUGGCCCCUCGGUUGCGGUGCCUGUCCCAGGUGCCCUGCUCGGGGGCCCCCAUGCUCAACCUGUCACUCUCUCCCCCCAGGUCUUUUACGUGUGGUUUGAUGCACCCAUUGGGUACUUAUCCAUUACAGCCAACUACACCGACCAGUGGGAGAGGUGGUGGAAGAACCCACAGCAGGUUGAGCUCUACAACUUCAUGGCCAAAGACAAUGUUCCAUUCCACAGCGUCAUAUUCCCCUGCUCGCUCCUGGGUGCUGAUGACAACUACACCCUGGUGAACCACCUCAUUGCUACAGAGUAUCUGAACUACGAGGACGGGAAGUUUUCCAAGAGCCGGGGUGUGGGAGUGUUUGGGGACAUGGCCAAGGACACCGGCAUCCCUGCGGACAUCUGGCGCUUCUACCUGCUGUACCUGCGGCCUGAGGGGCAGGACAGCGCCUUCUCCUGGAGCGACCUCAUGCUCAAGAACAACUCGGAGCUGCUGAACAACCUGGGCAACUUCAUCAACAGAGCUGGCAUGUUUGUGUGCAAGUUCUUCGGUGGCACCGUCCCCAACAUGGUCCUGACGCCCGAUGACAAGCGGCUCUUGGCCCGUGUCACUCUGGAGCUGCGCCAGUACCACCAGCUGCUGGAGAAAGUCCGCAUCCGGGAAGCUCUGAGAUGUAUCCUCAGCAUCUCUCGCCACGGCAACCAGUACAUCCAGGUGAAUGAGCCCUGGAAGCGGAUCAAGGGGGACGAAAAGGACAGGCAGCACGCAGGUACCGUGACUGGUGUGGCUGUGAACAUGGCUUCCCUGCUGGCUGUCAUGCUGCAGCCCUACAUGCCCAGUGUCAGCUUGGCCAUCCAGGGGCAGCUCUGCAUCCCCCCGGACAGCUUCGUCCUGAGCCACGACUUCACCUGCACGCUGCCGCCCGGGCACCGUGUGGGCACUGUGAGCCCCCUUUUCCAGAAGCUGGAGAACGACCGGGUUGAAGCCCUGCGCAGACGCUUUGGGGGAGGGCAGCCUGAAGAUCUUGCUGUAGAGCCCCAGGCCAAACAGACACCCUCAGCCUCGCAACCUCCUCCAGCCCCCGAGACCCUCAUGGCGCCCAUUGACUCCCAGCGGCUCCAGGAGCUGACACAGGAGGUGGCCAGGCAGGGCAACCACGUUCGACAGCUGAAGGCCAACAAGGCAGAGAAGGCCCAGAUCGACAUGGAGGUGGCCAAACUGCUGGAGCUGAAGAAGCAGUUGGCACUAGCAGAGGGCAAAAGCCCUGAAGUCUCUGUGCCCAAGGGGAAGCAGAAGAAGUAGCACCAGGCUCCUCAGCGCUGGGAGCAGCCCUAGUGCUACCCAGAGACCACAAGGGCCGGUGGUUUGUGUCUGUAAUAAAAUGCAAAACCUAUACAAUCA